AUGGGCCCAGGCCCUUCCGAUCCGUUGGCCGAACCCCCGUGCUCGCGCCUUGAGUCACUGCCCGUGGAAAUACUCCAGUUGAUCUUUCUUCACAGUCUUGAAGUGAAUCUCCCUCGUGCCUCACCACGUCUCAGCCAAGCAUUGUCAAAUCAAUUGCUCUAUACAUGGCUCAUUCGGCUUGCAUUCAGCAGUCCCAAUUCAGGCUCCCGAGAGGGCUUCUUUACCCCGGAUUUCCUACCCCCACCUUUGGAUUUCUGGGCAUUAUCCUGGAAAGACCGCCAACAAUUACAGACUAACAUACUGGCAUGUCGGUGGUGCACAUUUCCUCUGUUCCGGAAAUGCCAACGUGAGUACGUUGCCCACGCAAUCCGACAGAAAUGUGUUGGCCUGCUCUUCCAUCCGGACGACCAAGCACUGCUCUCAAAUCUGGACCCACGCUUUGAACACCUAGAAGACUGCGACUGGGCCGUACUCGGCCGGCGUGGGAAAGGGGAUCUGAUUAUACCGGCGCAGUUGCAGGAAAGCUCGCGCCACGCUGUUGACCGCAAGGUCGCAAUAUGGUUCCAUUUUGGUGCUGUCCAAAUCCGUAAACCAAGCGAGAUAUACCAUGAGAACGACCUCUUCCGGCUGCCGUGCUCAGUGCCUAUUGGACCGGGCCGCAUCCCAGACAAAAUCUUGCGCUCGCCCUGGUCAGAUGCGCAGUUUGAGUUCUUGCAGCUGCUCUCUUCGGACUUCUACCUGGAUGAAGAUGAAGCUAGGCCAGAUCGCUCCUCUGAGAUCACCUGUCGUCUGAUUAGAGCGCGCGAGAUUGAGCCUUUUCGUCGCUUGCUGAAUCUAUUUUUUCGCGCCGGAAAUUGUCGUGUUCUUGCUCGCUGGCCGCUACAGUAUUUACAUUAUUCCCUUGUUCGGCGGUGUGGGAGUGGACCUGGGGAUCCGUUUGCAAAUGUUAUUCUGAAUGGGCGUUGGCAUGAUAUGCCCGCAGACGCCAAGCAGGAUUUGUUGCGAUAUGUCGAGUCGUCUUCGUUGAAGGAUGGACAUUAA
Penicillium coprophilum is the source of this 1041-nucleotide messenger RNA. RefSeq lists its product as uncharacterized. The record is from RefSeq and is a predicted model, not a curated record. Lineage: Eukaryota; Fungi; Ascomycota; Eurotiomycetes; Eurotiales; Aspergillaceae. Bases 1 to 1041 code for a protein of 346 amino acids. The transcript has a single exon.